AUGGCUACCAAAAAGGGUCUUGAAAGAGCUUGUCUUGUGAGUGAGAGAGACACCAAGAAGUACUCCUUGGCCCUAGACAGGAUGAGCUGGCUUCAGAAGAAUUUAAAUGAAGAUAGGCAGCAGCAGGAAGCAGAAAUUGCUGAAGCUAAUCCAGCAUAUCACUGUCACGGCUACUCACAGGCCUAUGAGAACAGAAAGAGGGAGCAGCAUCAAGCCAGGAGGAAGCUCUGUGUAGCAUCAGUAAUUUGCAUCUUCUUCAUGAUUGCUGAGAUAACAGGGGAGUAUGUGUGUGGGCAGAUCGCCGGGAGCCUGGCGGUGGUCACAGAUGCGGCCCACAUCCUGGUGGACCUGACGAGUUUCUUGAUCAGCCUCUUCUCACUGUGGCUUGCCUCCAAACCUCCUACCAAACAACUAACUUUUGGGUGGCACCGAGCAGAAAUUCUGGGAGCUUUGAUGUCUAUGAUAAUUGUCUGGAUGGUGACUGGUGUGUUGACAUAUUUGGCUAGCAUGAGGCUGCUACACCCUGAUUACGAUAUUGAUACUACAGUGAUGCUCAUUACCUCCGCUUUUGCCGUGCUCGCCAACAUCCUACUAAGCCUGAUUCUGCACCAGACCGGCCACGGGCACAGCCAUGGGGCACAAGCCAGGGGACACGUGUCAGCCCCUCGAGAAAAGCCAGUUCUGAGCAAUGCCAGCCUGCGGGCAGCCUUUGUGCAUGCCGUUGGAGACCUAUUCCAGAGCAUUAGUGUGCUAAUUAGCGCACUUAUCAUCUUCUUUAAGCCAGAAUACAAAGUAGCUGACCCAAUCUGCACAUUUGUGUUUUCCAUCUUUGUUUUGGCAACCACCAUCACCAUUUUAAGGGAUAUUUUGAUUGUGCUAAUGGAAGGAACAUCAAAAGGAUUUGCUUAUGAUGAAGUGAAAGCAAGAAUUUUAGCAGUUGAGAAAGUGGAGUCUAUUCACAACCUUCAUCUUUGGUCUCUGACAAUGAAUCAAACUGCUCUGUCUGCUCACGUUGCCACAGCAGACACAACGGACAGCCAGAAGAUUUUGAGAGACAUUACCCAAGCCCUAUUUGAACACUACAGCUUCCACUCCAUCACUAUUCAGAUUGAAUCAGGAGAGGAUCAGAAACAAGACUGUAUCUUCUGUCAAGAGCCCAGGGACUAA
Molecule: messenger RNA, 1167 nt
Organism: Chiroxiphia lanceolata (lance-tailed manakin)
Lineage: Eukaryota; Metazoa; Chordata; Aves; Passeriformes; Pipridae
Gene: SLC30A8
Product: solute carrier family 30 member 8
Exons: 8
Coding region: 1-1167 (388 amino acids)
Biological process (GO): response to zinc ion; insulin secretion; response to glucose
Cellular component (GO): plasma membrane
Molecular function (GO): zinc ion transmembrane transporter activity
Source: RefSeq, a predicted model, not a curated record